UCGCCCGCGGGCCGGCCGGGCUGAUCCGCUGGGAGCCAUGCGAGCCCGCAUCUCCUCAGGGACCGGGGCUCCCGGGCCGUGUCCUGUCAGCACAUAGCAGCAGCAGCCCGAGCUGGGGCCACACGCAGCUGAAGCUGCCGCAGCCCCGCGGGUGCACCAGCGCCGGGCAGUGUUUGGCUGCAGGGCCCUCACCCUGCCCUCCCGGAGCCUGCGGCCGCCUCCAGCCACUGAGCUCUGCUGCUCCCCUGCUGCUGGGCCCGGCAGCAGGAGCAGCUCUCCAGGUCACUCCGCAGGGCUGAGAGACUCCUUACCAGUGUCUGAUCUCUACAGCGAGAUGUCGUGCCCGGAAGAACUGGAUGCCCUGGCAGAUGUGGAUCUGCUUGACUUCCUUCUGAAGGAUGAUGCUCCCUGCCCUGAAAUCCCCAGGGAGCAGAAUGGUCUGCUGGAAGACUGGGGCCUGCCAAUGCCUGAGCUCCUGGACAAGGAGAUGGAUGACUUCAUCAGCUCACUGCUGAGCCCUUUAGAAGAUGAACCAGACAGGCUCAGUUAUUUGCCUGCCAACAAUGACAGCAGCAUUUCUGAGGAUCAGCACGUGUCCCAUUGCCUUGGUAGCAAUUUUGCCAGCCGAGACAUUGUGCAGGUUGAUCAUAACUACUCCCUUCACCAGGACUGGCCUGCACUGGAAAGUGUGAGGUCUGACAUGACCGAAGGAGAUGUUACCAUUGAGCUAGGGGCAUGGGUGGGUUUGGAAUGCUCAAGCGAGGCACUGGAACAGAGCACCACUUCCCCCAUUGCCGUUGCUGUGGAAGAUGAACCCCAGCUUGUGCCUGGAGCCAUGGUACAGGUACUGACUCCCACGCCUGUGGACCCCAGCCUUUGCUUCUUACAUCUCUCCUUCUCUUCUGACUUGGCUCCUAUGAGGGGUAUCUCUGAGGGAAACCAUGACAUUACUUUGGGAGAGCUGAUUCCAGUUCUUUGUGCUUGCUGCAUGCCCUCACUGGCCCAGGGUGGAC
This is a messenger RNA of Passer montanus (Eurasian tree sparrow), 1013 nucleotides long. RefSeq lists its product as uncharacterized. Lineage: Eukaryota; Metazoa; Chordata; Aves; Passeriformes; Passeridae. The annotation marks the transcript as partial. The record is from RefSeq and is a predicted model, not a curated record. The transcript has 4 exons.